Molecule: messenger RNA, 2673 nt
Organism: Manihot esculenta (cassava)
Lineage: Eukaryota; Viridiplantae; Streptophyta; Magnoliopsida; Malpighiales; Euphorbiaceae
Product: tubulin gamma-1 chain
Exons: 12
Coding region: 207-1631 (474 amino acids)
Biological process (GO): cytoplasmic microtubule organization; mitotic spindle organization; meiotic spindle organization
Cellular component (GO): nucleus; microtubule; cytoplasm
Molecular function (GO): structural constituent of cytoskeleton; GTP binding
Source: RefSeq, a predicted model, not a curated record
CUCGGGCAAAAUUUUCUAGCUGGCACGGCUCUGAACACUCCCGGCCCUCGCUACUGUACUGUGCUUUCGCAUGUCAAAGUUUCCGGAAAUGUUCAUUUCCGUCUUCUCUCUACGAUUUUAAAAUACCUAUGUCUCUGAUAUACACAUUUUCUGUCGAUCCGUAAACCUAGUUUUCCCGAGAAGAAGGAAAAGAACGUAGACACAGAAUGCCUCGAGAAAUAAUCACACUGCAAGUAGGACAAUGCGGGAACCAGAUCGGCAUGGAAUUCUGGAAGCAGCUCUGCCUUGAGCACGGUAUUAGCAAAGAAGGCAUUCUCGAGGAUUUCGCCACUCAGGGAGGUGACAGGAAAGAUGUGUUCUUCUACCAAGCUGAUGAUCAGCAUUACAUACCACGAGCUUUACUAAUCGAUUUGGAGCCUAGGGUAAUCAAUGGUAUUCAAAACGGUGAUUACCGAAAUUUAUACAAUCAUGAGAAUAUCUUUGUUUCAGAUCAUGGUGGUGGUGCUGGAAAUAUCUGGGCCAGUGGAUAUCAUCAGGGAAAGGGUGUCGAAGAGGAUAUAAUGGACAUGAUUGAUAGAGAAGCUGAUGGAAGUGAUAGCCUUGAGGGUUUUGUUCUGUGCCAUUCAAUUGCUGGAGGAACAGGAUCAGGUAUGGGUUCGUAUCUAUUGGAGACUCUGAAUGAUAGAUAUAGCAAAAAGCUGGUUCAGACUUACAGUGUAUUUCCUAACCAGAUGGAGACAAGUGAUGUGGUGGUACAGCCCUACAACUCACUUUUAACACUCAAGAGACUGACACUAAAUGCUGAUUGUGUUGUUGUACUUGACAACACUGCACUAAAUAGAAUUGCUGUGGAACGCCUACAUCUAUCAAAUCCUACUUUUACUCAGACUAACUCUUUGGUAUCUACUGUGAUGUCUGCAAGCACAACAACAUUACGGUAUCCUGGUUAUAUGAACAAUGAUUUGGUUGGUCUACUUGCAUCUUUAAUUCCAACACCAAGAUGCCAUUUUCUUAUGACAGGAUAUACACCUCUAACAGUGGAACGCCAGGCUAAUGUGAUUCGUAAAACCACUGUGCUUGAUGUGAUGAGAAGACUUCUGCAGACAAAGAACAUUAUGGUGUCCUCUUAUGCAAGAACUAAAGAAGCUAGUCGAGCAAAGUACAUCUCAAUAUUGAACAUCAUUCAAGGAGAAGUGGACCCUACUCAGGUUCAUGAAAGUUUGCAGAGGAUUCGUGAAAGAAAGCUGGUUAACUUUAUCGAGUGGGGCCCUGCUAGUAUACAGGUUGCUUUGUCAAGAAAGUCUCCAUAUGUCCAAACUGCCCAUAGGGUAAGUGGUCUCAUGCUAGCAAGCCAUACUAGCAUCCGACACCUCUUCAGCAAAUGUUUGAGCCAAUAUGAGAAGCUAAGGAAGAAGCAAGCUUUUCUUGAUAAUUAUCGGAAAUUCCCAAUGUUUGCUGACAAUGAUCUUUCUGAAUUCGAUGAAUCAAGGGACAUACUUGAGAGUUUGGUUGAUGAAUAUAAAGCCUGUGAAUCCCCAGAUUACAUCAAAUGGGGAAUGGAGGACCCUGACCAAAUUUUAACAGGAGAAGGCAAUGUUACUGGAAAUGUGGAUCCAAAAUUAACAGUUUAGACAUAGUAAAGUUAAGAGUGGAGACUUGUUUCUAGACGCAUUGAUUGAAGUGUCAAGGAUUGUUCGACUUCUGCAUUUUUACUUCUUGAUUAAUAUGCAUUGCAAAUACUAUGGAACUUGAGAAUUGGAAAAAGAAUUUCACUUGCUAUUUGGCCAUAAAGAAGUUCUGGACUGGAGUUUGGUUUCUCAUUUGCAUCAGGUUGGGGGUUUCUUUCCAGCAACCAGGAUGUGUGAACUGUUUUAUGAACGUCUCUCUGGCAAUUCAAUCCAUUGAGUGCAUUUUGAAUUUGAAUUGUGUAUCACUUAUCUCCUUUAGCCAUGGAAUGUGUAAGGAAAGCUAAAACAGAGCCAAACAGAGAAGCAAUAGCGAGGGAGAAAAAAUAUUUCAUUCCACUCUCAUAAAAAAUACAAUGUACAUGUUGAAAUAUAUACAAGAAAAUUUUAACUAAUUUAGCUGACGUGUAUAUGGCUCACCUAUUAGAAAAAUUCUCUCCUAACAAACUCACUGCCCUUCCUAGACACGCUAUAAUAAUGUGUACAGCUCAUACUUAUAGCCCCCCCUCAAGAUGGAGGUGGGGAGAAAUCAACCAACCCCAUCUUGGACAAGAGAAAAUGAAACAUGUGUUUAGCGAGAGGCUUGGUAAAAAGAUCGGCUAACUGAAGCUUAGAAGAAAUAUGUGAAGUAGAAAUAAAACCAGCAGCUAAUUGAUUUCUCACAACAUGACAGUCAAUAUCCAAGUGUUUUGUAUGUUCAUGAAAAACUGGAUUAGCAACUAUAUGUAUGGCAGCUUGAUUGUCACAUCUUAAAGAAAUGGGAAGCUGAAUAUUGACUUGUAAAUCACGAAGAACAAAAGUAAUGCAUUGAAGCUCGCAAACAGUAGCUGCAUACUACGAUAUUCUGCUUUUGCAUAGGAACGGCUAACAGUCUGUUGUUUCUUGGAUUUCCAAGAAAUGAGGGAAGGACCCAAAAAGACACAAUAUCCUGUAAUGGACUUACGGGUAAUAGAACAUGAACCCCAAUCUGCAUCACAAUAAGCAGAUA